Molecule: messenger RNA, 869 nt
Organism: Nicotiana tabacum (common tobacco)
Lineage: Eukaryota; Viridiplantae; Streptophyta; Magnoliopsida; Solanales; Solanaceae
Product: steroid 5-alpha-reductase DET2-like
Biological process (GO): brassinosteroid biosynthetic process
Cellular component (GO): membrane
Molecular function (GO): 3-oxo-5-alpha-steroid 4-dehydrogenase activity
Source: RefSeq, a predicted model, not a curated record
UUCAGCUACGGCAACUCCAAAGUGAACAGUGCAGUUUUACGAGAGUAACAAUGUUCUCAGAUCAAAAUCUGUUUCAAUUCAUCAUCUUCUUUAUUCUCCUUAUGUCAAUACCCACUUUCAUCUUAAGCCAAUUCCUAACUUCUCCCUAUGGCAAACACUACCGUUCAAAUUCAGGAACCGCAAUUUCACCACCCUUUGCAUGGUUUCUAAUGGAAAGCCCAACACUUUGGCUUACACUUCUCCUCUUUCCUUUUGGCAAAAAUCAUACAAACCCUUUAGCCUAUUUUCUCAUUUCUCCUUUCCUUUUACAUUACAUCAAUCGUACAAUUAUUUAUCCAAUUAAACUCUCCCAAAAAACCACUAAUGGUAAUUUUCCAUUGAAUAUUGCUUUGACAGGUUUUGUUUAUAAUAUUUUGAAUGCUUAUAUACAAACUAGAUGGGUGUCUCAUUAUGCUAAUUAUGAGGUUGAUGAGUUGUUUUGGCUAAGAUUUGUUGGUGGGAUUGUUGUGUUUGCAAUUGGUAUGAUGAUGAAUAUUUGGGCCGAUGGUGUGUUAAUGGGCCUGAAAAGUCAAGGUGGUGGAUAUAAGAUUCCAAGAAGUGGGCUUUUUGAGUAUGUGAGCAGCCCAAAUUAUUUGGGGGAAGUGAUAGAAUGGUUGGGCUGGGCUUUGAUGACUUGGUCUUGGGCUGGGCUUGCGUUUUUCGUUUACACUUGCUCUAACUUGGUUCCGCGAGCACUUUCGAAUCAUAAGUGGUAUUUGGAGAAAUUUGGGGAAGAUUAUCCUAAGAAUAGAAAAGCUGUUAUUCCAUUUCUGUACUAAGAUAUUUUAUGUAUAUCUUGUUGUGACUUUGUGAUUAUGCAGUGCAAAAAC